CCGAACGCUUCCCCGGAGACCUCUACACGCCCGCCAUCGUUCGAGCCGGCAAGAGCUGCGGUCAAGAUGGGGCAGCAGGCGCAAUGGGCAGCAAGGAGGCGUGGUGCGGCCUCUGCCUGCCUCAUCAGGCUUCGGGCUAUGGAAGGGGCAACAGCCUCGUCGGUGGUUGGCUCAAUCUGCGCAAUUCAAGCUACCGAUACCAUAUGAUUCGAGCACAUGGCAUCUCGCCCAAAACUUGUCUACAGUACCAAGAACCUCUAGAGACCAGGCGACGACAGCAGGGAGUCGACGGCAAGGUCGGAGAAGGUAGUGAGCUCAAGGGUCUCUGCCACCAGUGCGACAAAUGGAUCACCUUCGGCGCCAUCGAGCCCACCAAUUGCUCCUCCUCUCCCUUGAAGGUUCUGGCCACUACGAACAAGCACAACGUCAGCAGCGCCUCUGGCAGCCCAUUGAAAAAAGUCAAAUUUGACACUAUUAGCAGCCAAGAACAUGCAAAGAAGCAUCAGAAGCACUCGCUCCUUCCUCGCAAACGCACCGCAAGUGAGUCUACGCAGCCUACACACUACGCUGGACAUGAGGGAAGUUGCAGUAGUAGCCGCGUCAUACUCGCUACUCCUCGGGGUAAGCGACCAGCUCCCAACAAGACUGCCGAGGGCGAUGAGGACGCGAUGGAGUCCAAGCCCUUCUUCUCUGUUGCGGAGCCGGGAUGGACCAUCUCUAGCUCAGGGCGUAUCGUCAAGCUGCGAGACGCCAAGUGGACCAACGCCAUUUGAGCGUGGCGAUGAGCCAACCCUCAUUAUAUUGAAAUCAUCAUUCCGACGACUCUCUCUUCAAGCACAUGUAGCCUAGCAUCUCC
Messenger RNA from Jaminaea rosea, 856 nucleotides. RefSeq lists its product as hypothetical. The transcript has 4 exons. The coding region runs from base 84 to 773 and encodes 229 amino acids. Lineage: Eukaryota; Fungi; Basidiomycota; Exobasidiomycetes; Microstromatales. The record is from RefSeq and is a predicted model, not a curated record.